AUGGAAACCGAAAAACCAAAUACAGAUGUUAAAGUAGCCCAAGACUUGGAGAAAUUAAAAUUGGAUGAAAAACAUAAGGAUGAAAAGAAAGAUAAAAAGGAUAAGAAAGAUAAGAAGGAUAAGAAAGAUAAGAAAGAAAAGACUCCAGAAGAGAUUGAAGCUAAACGUUUAAAGAAAGAAGCCAAAAACAAAGAUAAAACUCCAGAGGAAUUAGAAGCUAAACGUUUAAAGAAAGAAGCUAAAAACAAAGACAAAACUCCAGAGGAAUUAGAAGCCAAACGUUUAAAGAAAGAAGCUAAAGAAAAAUCAAAAUUAGAAGGAAAGAAAGAUAAAGAUCAUAAAGAUGAAGGAAAGAAAGAUAAAAAAGAUAAAGAUCACAAAGAUAAAGAUCACAAAGAUGAAGGAAAGAAAGAUAAAAAAGACAAAGAACAUAAAGAUGAAGGAAAGAAAGAUAAAAAAGAUAAAGAACAUAAAAAAGAAUAA
Messenger RNA from Dictyostelium discoideum AX4, 483 nucleotides. RefSeq lists its product as hypothetical. Bases 1 to 483 code for a protein of 160 amino acids. The record is from RefSeq and is a predicted model, not a curated record. NCBI's taxonomy places the organism in Eukaryota, Evosea, Eumycetozoa, Dictyosteliales, Dictyosteliaceae. The transcript has a single exon.